GUGGGGGUGAUGGCUCCUGGCGCCGGCGCCCGCGCCCCAGGAAGUCGCCUUUGCCUGAAGUGAUAUUCAAGUCUAACAUCUGAGUUACAUUCAUUCAUUCCCCCGUCAUUAUUGCACGCUGGGAGCGUGGUUCAACUGUGCUUGGCGCCAGACCUCCAUCUACUCCACGCCGCCGUGCGGGUUUCCUCUGUACCAGUGAUGGCCGAGGCAGCCGAGGCAGCCGAGGCCAAGGGGCUAAGUGCUGCUGGGUCCCUAGAACAUCGGUGACUUUUUCAAACCCCGGAAAGGAGUGAAAGGCGAUCCUCACUGUAUGGAAGCGAAAACACCUCCCUCCGGAGUGACUUCUCAGUCCCGUCCCUACGGAAUAAGUGCCGUUUCCCAGCCCUGCCCGCCCUUCCAAGGAAUCGGCAGGCCCUGCGCUGGGAUGCGCGUCCGCCUAGGAAUCCCCUCGCUCCCCUCUCCCCGGGACUCAGCCUUCAGAAAGGCCAACUUCAAGUCCGCCACUAUCCCAAGAUUCCCGACGCCCGGUUUCCUGCCCUUCUACCCUCCCAGCCCCCGGUGCCUGCGGGAGCGGCAAGAUGGCGGACGGCGACGGCUCGGGUGAAGCCGCGACUGCUGCGGGACCUCCUGCCCCCGCUCCCGGCCUGAGCCCGCCCCCGGGCUGGAGGGAGCGGCUGCGGGCCGGGCUGGCGGGGACUGGGGCCUCGCUGUGGUUCGUGGCGGGGCUGGGGCUGCUUUACGCUCUGAGGGUCCCGCUGAGACUUUGUGAAAAUUUGGCCGCGGUGACAGUAUUUUUAAAUUCAUUGACUCCCAAAUUCUAUGUGGCACUUACAGGGACAUCAUCUUUGAUAUCGGGACUAAUAUUUAUAUUUGAAUGGUGGUAUUUCCAUAAGCAUGGCACAUCUUUUAUUGAACAAGUAUCUGUAAGCCAUCUGCGACCACUGAUGGGAGGAACAGAAAGCAGCAUUUCAGAGCCAGGUUCUCCUUCUAGCAACAGAGAAAGUGAAACCAGCAGACAGAAUUUGUCAGAAUGCAAGGUAUGGAGAAACCCCCUAAAUCUUUUCAGAGGAGCAGAAUAUAGGAGAUACACUUGGGUGACUGGUAAAGAGCCACUUACAUACUAUGACAUGAAUUUGUCAGCUCAGGACCAUCAGACCUUUUUCACUUGUGACACAGACUUUUUACGUCCUUCAGACACAGUUAUGCAGAAGGCAUGGAAGGAAAGAAAUCCUCCAGCUCGAAUCAAAGCAGCCUAUCAAGCUUUAGAAUUAAACAAUGACUGUGCCACUGCCUAUGUUCUACUGGCUGAGGAAGAAGCAACAACUAUUGUAGAUGCUGAAAGGUUAUUUAAACAGGCACUCAAGGCUGGAGAAACAAUUUAUAGAAGGUCACAGCAGUGCCAGCACCAAAGUCCUCAGCAUGAAGCUCAACUAAGGAGAGAUACCAACGUACUGGUAUAUGUUAAAAGAAGAUUGGCAAUGUGUGCAAGGAAAUUAGGAAGAAUACGAGAAGCAGUAAAAAUAAUGAGAGAUUUGAUGAAAGAAUUUCCUCCUCUUAGCAUGUUGAACAUCCAUGAAAAUCUCCUAGAAUCACUUUUAGAAUUACAGGCCUAUGCAGAUGUACAGGCAGUCCUAGCAAAAUAUGACGAUAUAAGCCUUCCAAAGUCAGCAGCAAUCUGUUACACAGCAGCACUACUGAAGACAAGGACUGUUUCAGAUAAAUUUUCACCAGAAACAGCCUCCAGAAGAGGGUUAAGCACAGCAGAAAUUAAUGCUGUGGAAGCAAUUCAUAGAGCCGUGGAAUUUAAUCCUCAUGUCCCAAAAUACUUACUAGAGAUGAAAAGUCUAAUUUUGCCUCCAGAACACAUUCUGAAACGGGGUGAUAGUGAAGCAAUUGCCUAUGCUUUCUUUCAUCUUCAGCACUGGAAGCGAAUAGAGGGUGCUCUUAAUCUAUUACAGUGUACAUGGGAAGGCACUUUCAGAAUGAUUCCGUACCCGUUAGAGAAAGGCCAUCUAUUUUACCCUUAUCCCAGCUGCACAGAGACGGCUGAUAGAGAACUGUUACCUACUUUUCAUCAUGUUUCUGUUUACCCAAAGAAGGAGCUUCCUUUUUUCAUCCAUUUCACAGCAGGAUUGUGUUCUUCUACAGCAAUGAUAGCCCUUCUCACACACCAGUUUCCUGAAAUCAUGGGUGUUUUAGCUAAAGCUGUAAGUAUGAUCUCACGGACUUGUAUAGAGUAUCUAUAAAACACACAAGAAACCAUCUCUGAUCCGUUAGUGCUAAAGCUGUUGAGUGAUGGAAGAUAUUUGUUACAGUAAAUUACAGGAAUUGAUUUGUAAAGUUGCUACCAUAAAUAUGUCAAACGUCAGUUUUUGGUGAUUUGAACUAUAUUUUUGUUGCUUAAAAAUUUCAAGUAUACAAUGUCAUAACAUUGCAAAGUUGUCUUUGUGAUCACUUUUGGUGGUCAAUGCGGCACUUGUUACCAACUCAAGAAUAAUCUAAUUCCUUUAAACCCAUUUUCUUGGGCAUUUAAAAAAUCCAUAUUUUAUGAAUAAACCUUUUGCUUUUCCUAUUUAAAUGAAAUCAUUAGUUCUAAGGAGUUGCUGAACUUAAAUUCAAGAGUGCAACUAGGAUGGAGAACAGGUAGGUAAGAGGGGCAGGUGGGACAUCUUUAUCCAAAGGUUCUCCUUGAAGAGAGAGCCCAAGGAUCAACCUUUAUUUUCAUUUUUACCCUUGUGUCUUGACCCGCUUCUGCAUUUCCUGACUCAGUCUAGGAAGUUCUUGAAGACUGUUAUUAGAGAGAAUAUUCCAUGAUUAUUUACUCUUUUACAUAGUUUAUUAAUUAAUGAGAUUCGCUCACAGUAAAAUUACCAAAGAUUAGUCCCUGUAAGUCUCCACACCUUCUUUUUUAAAGAUUUAUUUUUAUUUAUGCAUACAAGAACUGGAGUGCAGGCCAGAGGUGCGGGGGGUGAGAGGAUUCACCAGAGACAAAGUGGGGAGCAGAACAGGCGAAUCUACUGAAAUACACUGCUGAGGGGAGCAGCAGGUGAGAUAGGAGAGGUCUGCUGUGCCAUGUGGGUCAGCUUCCUGGGUGGGCAGGGAUCGAACUUGUUGCAGUGGCUGGCAGUAGCUUGAUAGUGCUGAGACUUAACCCCUUGCGCCACCAGGGAGACCCAUUCUCCAUACCUUUUUAAAAUGUCUUUCUUGUAUGUCUUCACAUUUUUACCAGGUAAUAAGAGUUCAAACCCUGAAAGAAAAUGUUUCAAUAUAUUCUUACAUAAAAAAGCACUGAGAACCACAGAAAAACUAGCUUUUACUUUGUUAUAUAUUUUCUAUAUUUUUCUCCAUAUUCCUCCAUUCUAAUCUCCUGCCUUAAGAAUACUUUAUUUUGUGCCUUAAAGAUUAGUUGAUUUUCUUCUGACACUAAUGGUGAGAACACUGGUUUCCCUUACCCUCGAAGGUUAACUGUAGAAUGCAUUAAGUUGACACUGGCCUAGAAUCUGAGUCUACACUUGUGUCUAGGUCAAACUUCAAGAAGAAUGACUUUCCGUUGUUGUUGAAGGAAUAUAGAGAUACUUGGGUGGGAAACUGACAGUUAUAUUUCUUUUGAAAGAGGUUAGUAUUAAAAUAAAUAAAUAAAUAAAUAAAAAAA
Messenger RNA from Talpa occidentalis (Iberian mole), 3652 nucleotides. RefSeq names its product suppression of tumorigenicity 7 like (gene ST7L). The coding region runs from base 579 to 2246 and encodes 555 amino acids. NCBI's taxonomy places the organism in Eukaryota, Metazoa, Chordata, Mammalia, Eulipotyphla, Talpidae. Gene Ontology annotation, molecular function: protein binding. The transcript has 14 exons. The record is from RefSeq and is a predicted model, not a curated record.